AUGGCUAGAGUGAGAUUUACCGUGGGAGCUGUGGUGGUCCUGAUGCUGGCUACUGCAGCAGAAGCUGGCUUCCACCCUAUUUCCUCAAGCGUGGAGUUUCCCCAGGCUGUGGCCCUAGACCGGACCCUUGUAGACAUCCCUCAUCGUCUUCUCUGCCACGAGCUGUGUCUUAAAGACGCCUCCUGCGCCUCCUUCCAGUACAACCUGACGUCUGGGUCCUGCCGGGUGAGCAGCUCGCCGGACGCACUGGAGGACAAGCCCAGGGAUGAGGAGGACGACUCGCUGCACGGCCUGCAGGUCGCCAGUCUCAUGCCCAUGGCCGACUACGAGGAGUCGUCCUGCUUCUCUGAGCCCGAGUCGUGCGUGAACGGCCACGUGUGCGGGGACUCGUGCGACCACGACGGUAGCAUGGACUGCACCUGCCGGUCGGAGUCCUGGGACAGGCAGGAGUGCAAACCUGUCGAGCUGGGUACCUGGGAAGACUGGGGUCCGUGGGGAGACUGUUCUGUGAGCUGUGGAGGCGGGAUCAAGAGGCGCAUGCGCGCUUGCCGUGAUGAGUAUGACGGGAAGACGUGUGUCGGACGGGACACUGACGUCAAACUGUGCGGGAAACAGAACUGUCCAGAGUGGGGAGAGUGGGGGAGCUGGACCAAGUGUUCCCGGUGUGCUGGGUUCCGUACCCGGUCCCGCACCUGUCCUGUUCCCGCCAACUGUGAAGGCAAGGCCGAGCAGAGAAGCGCCUGCUCGAAGAGCAAGGAGUGUUCUACUCAUGUCCGACUGCAGAGAGGGCUGUUCGUGACAGACGGGUGGGUGGAGGUUUGGGACCAGCUGAACGGCUACUGGAGGCCGCUGUGUGGGGAGUGGAACCAACAGAACGGAAGGGUAGCCUGUCGUAAUCUCGGCUUCCAAGAUGCAGAGCAUGAAACACCUCCUGGCGUCAUGAGUCUCGGCUGCUUUAACGACGCGCCAGCGGACGGGAGCCUGGGAGGAGACUACAGCAGUGUGGACGGGCCCACCAUGACGUCAUCGUCUCCCGCAGACUGUCUGGACUUCUGUCACGUGCGGGGGUACAACUAUGCCGCUAUCCGGAGCGGUUCCGUAUGUCAGUGCGGGCGCGGCUACGCCAGGACGGAGCAGGUGAACUCCACUCGCUGCAGCGCGCCUUGUGCUGACGACCCGGGCAGAACGUGCGGCAACCCGCAGUCCGAACAGCUCAACGACGUCUACACAUACUCCCUACACGGCAACAUCAUGUACCUCCCCAUGGACGAGAAGCGAGACAAGAACCAGGAGUUUGUCGGUAACCCGCCGGCGUUCGGACACAACGGCGCCGGGCUCACGGACGGAAUCGUGGGCAAGGCGCUGACUCUCAACGGGAACGUCCAGUACCUCAAGACUCUGCCGUUAGACGGGACCUGUCUGGGCAGCACUGUGAACUGUGAACAGGGUUUCAGUAUCGGGAUGUGGAUUAAGCUGAUGUCGGAACCGUCGUCUGACCGGUACUUCCUGUCCAGCGGAGGGCACUUCCCCAAGUCCUUCGGACUCAACUUCUACUACGACGUUCCGGACGGACCGGGCUUCUGGAUCACAUAUGUGGAGGAAUGGUGCACGACUCACUUCGAACUGCCCAUUAACGUGUGGAUGUACCUGGUCCUGUCCUGGAAGCCUUCCUGUGACAUCAGCAUCCACAUGAACAGCACCAUGAUCAAGUUCACGUCCACUCCCAAACGGAUGAGACCAAUGCAGAAGGACGAGUACACCAGCCUGGCGAUCGGAGCGCCCAACACCCUGAGUGACGUAGCCGGCAUCACGGGAGACUUUCUUCUGGACGAGGUUCGCUUCUGGGACAGGAAACUGACGGGGAAGGAGAUUUACGAAGUCAUGAUGCACGACCUGCGGAUGUCAGGUGACCACUACCACCCUCCGCCGGGGUCAAAGGUCAUGAAGGGCAAGUACAAGUGCACCGGAGAGGAGCCGCUACUGGGCAUGUGCGAACACGAGGAGGACCCCUCAUUGGCUGACGAGCUGUGUGACGCAAGCAACCUGGCCUUCGUGCGCUGUGUCCCCAACGGCUGGUGGGACGAGUGGUCGCCGUGGAAGGCGUGUGAGAACGGCCGGCAGAGCCGUACCCGGACCUGCUACACCCCGUCCCCGCUCUACACCAACAACUGCACCGACAGCCCCGGGCCGAGCGAGCAGAUCAGGGCCUGCCAGGAUGAAGAAAAGGACGAACCGAACUAA
Branchiostoma belcheri (Belcher's lancelet) is the source of this 2241-nucleotide messenger RNA. RefSeq lists its product as uncharacterized. Lineage: Eukaryota; Metazoa; Chordata; Leptocardii; Amphioxiformes; Branchiostomatidae. The transcript has 13 exons. The record is from RefSeq and is a predicted model, not a curated record. Gene Ontology annotation, cellular component: membrane. Bases 1 to 2241 code for a protein of 746 amino acids.